Messenger RNA from Priceomyces carsonii, 1473 nucleotides. RefSeq lists its product as uncharacterized. The transcript has a single exon. Gene Ontology annotation, molecular function: N-acetyltransferase activity. NCBI's taxonomy places the organism in Eukaryota, Fungi, Ascomycota, Pichiomycetes, Serinales, Debaryomycetaceae. The coding region runs from base 1 to 1473 and encodes 490 amino acids. The record is from RefSeq and is a predicted model, not a curated record.
AUGAGACAAUAUUUGUAUUUGCAAAAGCAUACAAGGCCACCAGGGCCACUAGAGACUUUCUAUUUAUGCAGAAACAUUGAACACUACUAUACUAACUUUAAUGUGACGAUUUCUUUGAAUCAAAGAACUGAUAAUAUUCUUCUUUCAAAUGCACUACGAUCAAUUAUAUCCAAAAACACCAGUUUCACUAUUAAUGCUUAUCCCACUGAAGACUGUAAGAAAAUAUAUAAAGGAAAAUAUAAACUUGCUCCAGUGAGGGAAAUCAGGUUUGAUGAUGUGGUAAAAUUUGUCAGGAUAGAAGACAAGCUAGAUGAGAAAGUCUUGAAACAAAUGGACGCGGAGAUAUGCAACAUGAACACCGACAAACCCUUAUGGAAGCUAAUUGUUUACGAAUCUCUUAGAGAUGGCAAGCAGUACCUUUCCUUUUGCUGUGAUCAUAUGUUAUUCGAUGGCACUUCAGCAGUUCAUUUCCAUGAAGAUUUAGUGAAUCAUUUAGGCCACUACUCAAAUAUAAAAAACUUGAAGUUUCAAGAGGUUUUAUUCAAUUAUAGUAGUGAAAAGUAUACACUCCCGCCAAUUCAUCCUUGCAGCGAAGAUCUCACGGAUUUGUAUCUGAGUUCAUGGGUUUAUCUUAUAUCAGUGAUCGUGAAGAAUUUUGUUAUCGUCACAUUCUUAGUGGAAUGUUUUAAGCUUCUCUUAACUAAACAACGAAAGGGCGUUCUUCAAGCUCCGAUAUUUUCUACAAAUUCUGAGUUACAAAAGUAUCCUGUGACCCAUUUCAAAUUAAUAAACUUACCUCCUAAACAAGUUAAGAAGCUUCUACUGUUCUGCAAAGAAAAUGGCACUACUUUAACUCCGAUGUUGACGGCUAUUGGAACAGCAUGCUUACAAGAAACUAUUCAAAGAAACCAGUCUAAAGAAUUCUCUUUCAAAGUUGAAGUCGUUGUGGACGGGAGGAGAUACUUUCCCGAGAAAACAGAUCUCACACGCUAUGGAAUCUAUGUUUCCCCGGUAUAUUGUAGAAUAGAUCCUCUCGAGGUAGCUUACAAACAACCAAUGCAAUUUGAAGUGCCUGUUAGGAAGCUUUCUUAUGCUGUCAAUUCUGCCCUUAAGUCUCGUUCAUCAUUUAAGUUCACAGGUCUUCUAAAGUAUGUCAAUUGUUGGGACUUUUUAGAGAAUAAAUUCAAAAAAAGUUCCGAUAGAGACACUAUUUCAAUUUCCAAUUUAGGGAGGCAUGAUAUUAAUCUGGGCCCUUGGCACGUUGAUGAUUUGUGGUUUAGUCAAUCGAUUGGAAUAUCAUCUUUCUUCGGAUUAUCAUUUGUGAGCUCUCCUCUUGGAGGGUUGAACAUAGCUUUUGGUUAUUUCAAAGAGUUUGAUAAUCUUCCAAAAGGCUCAACUUCUAAAUUGUCUUACGCAGAUCAAUUUCAAAAAAAAUUUACUGAUACCUUGGCAUCCUUAGCAGCGACUUAUUAG